GGGGAGAGCCGUUUGGGGAGCCCCGGCACCCGCGGUCGCCUCCGCGGCGGCGGCCCCGGGCUGGCGGCGUCCGGGCGCCUCUUUUCUCCAGCCGCUCGGACCGCGCUGCUCGCCGCCUCCUUGCCCUGCCCGGGCAUCAGACACCCAGUGCACACCCCAAAGAGCUAUCUUUUGUAAGGCUGGCUAUGAUGAGUGGGCCCAGGAGAUGUGAGACGGGGAGGUAAAAUGCACACUUGCUGCCCCCCAGUAACUUUGGAACAGGACCUUCACAGAAAAAUGCAUAGCUGGAUGCUGCAGACUCUAGCGUUUGCUCUAACAUCUCUCGUCCUUUCGUGUGCAGAAACCAUCGAUUAUUAUGGGGAAAUCUGUGACAAUGCAUGUCCUUGUGAGGAAAAGGACGGCAUUUUAACUGUGAGCUGUGAAAACCGGGGGAUCAUCAGCCUCUCUGAAAUUAGCCCUCCUCGUUUCCCAAUCUACCACCUCUUGUUGUCUGGAAACCUUUUGAACCGUCUCUAUCCCAAUGAGUUUGUCAAUUACACUGGGGCUUCAAUUUUGCAUCUAGGUAGCAACGUUAUCCAGGACAUUGAGACCGGGGCUUUCCAUGGGCUGCGGGGUUUAAGGAGAUUGCAUCUGAACAAUAAUAAACUGGAACUUCUGCGCGAUGAUACCUUCCUUGGCUUGGAGAGCCUGGAGUACCUACAGGUCGAUUACAAUUACAUCAGUGUCAUUGAACCCAAUGCUUUUGGGAAACUGCAUUUGUUGCAGGUGCUUAUCCUCAAUGACAAUCUCUUGUCCAGUUUACCCAACAACCUUUUCCGUUUUGUGCCCUUAACACACUUGGACCUGCGGGGGAACCGGCUGAAACUUCUGCCCUAUGUGGGGCUGUUGCAGCACAUGGAUAAAGUUGUGGAGUUACAGCUGGAGGAAAACCCCUGGAACUGCUCCUGUGAGCUGAUCUCUCUCAAGGAUUGGUUGGACAGCAUCUCCUACUCGGCCCUGGUGGGGGAUGUGGUUUGUGAGACCCCCUUCCGCUUACACGGCCGGGACUUGGACGAGGUGUCCAAGCAGGAACUUUGCCCAAGGAAACUUAUUUCAGACUACGAGAUGAGGCCGCAGACGCCUUUGAGCACCACGGGGUAUUUACACACCACCCCAGCUUCGGUGAAUUCCGUGGCCACUUCUUCCUCUGCUGUUUACAAACCUCCCUUGAAGUCCCCUAAGGGGACCCGCCAACCCAACAAGCCCAGGGCGCGCCCCACCUCUCGGCAGCCCUCCAAGGACUUGGGCUACAGUAACUAUGGCCCCAGCAUCGCCUACCAGACCAAAUCUCCGGUGCCUUUGGAGUGUCCCACCGCGUGCACUUGCAACCUGCAAAUCUCCGAUCUGGGCCUCAACGUCAACUGCCAGGAGCGCAAGAUCGAGAGCAUCGCAGAGCUGCAGCCCAAGCCCUACAACCCCAAGAAAAUGUAUCUGACAGAGAACUACAUCGCCGUCGUGCGCAGGAGCGACUUCCUGGAGGCCACCGGGCUGGACCUCCUACACCUGGGCAACAACCGCAUCUCGAUGAUCCAGGACCGCGCUUUCGGGGAUCUCACCAACCUGAGGCGCCUCUACCUAAAUGGCAACAGGAUCGAGAGGCUGAACCCGGAGUUGUUCUAUGGCCUGCAGAGCCUGCAAUAUCUCUUCCUCCAGUACAAUCUCAUUCGCGAGAUUCAGUCUGGGACUUUCGAUCCGGUCCCAAACCUCCAGCUGCUAUUCCUGAAUAACAACCUCCUGCAAAGCAUGCCCUCAGGCGUCUUCUCAGGCCUGACCCUCCUCAGGCUAAACCUGAGGAGUAACCACUUCACCUCCUUGCCGGUGAGUGGAGUUCUGGACCAGCUGAAGUCACUUAUCCAAAUAGACCUGCACGACAACCCAUGGGAUUGCACCUGCGACGUGGUGGGCAUGAAGCUGUGGGUCGAGCAGCUCAAAGUGGGUGUCUUGGUGGACGAGGUCAUCUGCAAGGCGCCCAAGAAGUUCGCUGAGACGGAUAUGCGCUCCAUCAAGUCGGAGCUGCUGUGCCCAGACUACUCGGACGUGGUGGUUUCCACGCCCACUCCCUCCUCCAUCCAGGUCCCAGAGAGGACCAGCUCGGUGACCCCCGCGGUGCGUCUGAACAGCACCGGCGCCCCCGCGGGCUUGGGCGCGGGCGGAGGUGCGUCGUCGGUGCCCUUGUCGGUGCUGAUCCUCAGCCUGCUGCUGGUUUUCAUCAUGUCCGUCUUCGUGGCCGCCGGGCUCUUCGUGCUGGUCAUGAAGCGCAGGAAGAAGAACCAGAGUGACCACACCAGCACCAACAAUUCCGACGUGAGCUCCUUCAACAUGCAGUACAGCGUGUACGGCGGCGGCGGCGGCUCGGGCGGCCACCCGCACGCGCACGUGCACCACCGCGGGCCCGCGCUGCCCAAGGUGAAGACGCCCGCGGGCCACGUGUACGAGUACAUCCCCCAUCCACUGGGCCACAUGUGCAAAAACCCCAUCUACCGCUCCCGAGAGGGCAACUCCGUGGAGGAUUACAAAGACCUGCACGAGCUCAAGGUCACCUACAGCAGCAACCACCACCUGCAGCAACAGCCGCCGCCGCCGCCGCCACCGCAGCCCCAGCAGCAGCCCCCGCCGCCGCAGCUGCAGCUGCAGCCGGGGGAGGAGGAGAGGCGGGAAAGCCACCACUUGCGGAGCCCCGCCUAUAGCGUCAGCACCAUCGAGCCCCGGGAGGACCUACUGUCGCCGGUGCAGGACGCCGACCGCUUUUACAGGGGCAUUUUAGAACCAGACAAACACUGCUCCACCACCCCCGCCGGCAAUAGCCUCCCGGAAUAUCCCAAAUUCCCGUGCAGCCCCGCUGCUUACACUUUCUCCCCCAACUAUGACCUGAGACGCCCCCAUCAGUAUUUGCACCCGGGGGCAGGGGACAGCAGGCUGCGGGAACCGGUGCUCUACAGCCCCCCCAGUGCUGUCUUUGUAGAACCCAACCGGAACGAAUAUCUGGAGUUAAAAGCAAAACUAAACGUUGAGCCGGACUACCUCGAAGUGCUGGAAAAACAGACCACAUUUAGCCAGUUCUAAAAGCAAAGAAACUCCCUUGGAGCUUUUGCAUUUAAAACAAACAAGCAAGCAGACACACACGGUGAACACAUUUGAUUAAUUGUGUUGUUUCAACGUUUAGGGUGAAGUGCCUUGGCACGAGAUUCUCAGCUUCGGCGGAAGAUACUGAAAGGGUGUGCAAUUUCCUUUUAAUUUUACACGUGGGGAAACAUUUGUGUAAACUGGGCACAUCACUUUCUCUUCUGGCGUGUGGGGGAGGAGAGGAGAAGGGCUUUAUGGAGAACAAUUUGCUGCGCGGAUGAUUAUUAAAGGUCGCAGUCAUAUUUGUAGUGGUUGAAAGUGCUAAGUAGGGAGGAAGAUGGCAGCCCAUAGAUUCUACUCUUCCUCUUUUGCUCCCUUCCCCCCCUUCUU
Molecule: messenger RNA, 3492 nt
Organism: Equus quagga
Lineage: Eukaryota; Metazoa; Chordata; Mammalia; Perissodactyla; Equidae
Gene: SLITRK5
Product: SLIT and NTRK like family member 5
Exons: 2
Coding region: 226-3102 (958 amino acids)
Biological process (GO): axonogenesis; positive regulation of synapse assembly; regulation of presynapse assembly
Cellular component (GO): membrane
Molecular function (GO): protein binding
Source: RefSeq, a predicted model, not a curated record